Molecule: messenger RNA, 1765 nt
Organism: Vespa velutina
Lineage: Eukaryota; Metazoa; Arthropoda; Insecta; Hymenoptera; Vespidae
Product: RNA-binding protein cabeza-like
Exons: 8
Coding region: 151-1452 (433 amino acids)
Biological process (GO): regulation of DNA-templated transcription
Cellular component (GO): nucleus
Molecular function (GO): RNA binding; transcription coregulator activity
Source: RefSeq, a predicted model, not a curated record
UAAACAUCAGCCAACUUCCGAUAGUGAAGCGAAGCUCGAUCUCAGUCUUGGCGACAACACCUUGGGUUACUUUGAGUAUUCUAGGCGGUUAAUUUCCCGCCAUUACUUGCUUCUUUUCACGAAAUAGUUCUUUGAUCAUAAAGAAGCAAUAUGACGGACAACCAGUAUUCAAGUUACCAACAACAGGGGUACAAUCAAUAUAGUCAACCCCCUCCGACAACAGGACAGGAUACAUCUUAUCCGCCACCUUCUACGGGUGGUGGUAAUUAUAAUCAAUAUAGUCAACCACCUCCAAACACUGGAGGCAGUUAUGGAAGCUAUGGGAGUGUUUAUACCGGAAGUAGUCAAGAUUAUAAUCAAUCGCCAGGUCAAGGUGGUUAUGGACAAAAUAGCUACAGUGGUGGGAGUAAUUCUGGAAAUAGCGGUAGUGGCAGUUACGGGGGAGGAAGUUAUGGUCAUGGAGGAAGUAGCAACAAUAGCAGCAGCGGUGGAUACAGUCGCAGCAACUCUGGUGGAGGAUAUGGCGGAGGUCAAGGUGGUGGUGGUGGAGGUAGAUAUGGCGAUCGUGGAGGAUAUGGUGACCGCUCUGGUGGAGGAUACAACAGUGGCGGUGGCCGUGGUGGUUAUAACAAAGGAGGCUACGGUGACCGUAACAGUUGUGGCGAUGGAAUGGUUGUACAAGAAGAUACCAUAUUCGUAUCUGGUAUGGAUCCAUCUAUUUCAGAAGAAGAGAUUUGUGAACAUUUUGGAGCGAUUGGACUCAUCAAGCAUGAUAAACGCACUGGAAAACCAAAAGUGUGGAUGUAUAAAGAUAAAAACACCGGAAAAUCUAAGGGAGAGGCAACGGUAACCUAUGACGAUCAGAAUGCUGCGCUCUCAGCAAUAAGAUGGUUCGAUGGGAAAGAUUUCAAAGGUUGUAAGAUUAAAGUACAAAUAGCACAACAUAAAAGUAGUUGGCAAGGUAAUCGCAGUGGUGGAGGCCGUGGAAGUGGUGGUAGAGGAAGAGGAGGUGGUGGAUUUGGUGGACGUGGAGGAGGUGGUGAUAGAGAUGAUCAUCAUCGUGGCGGUGGUGAUGAUCGUCGUGAUGGAGGAGGACGAGGUGGUGAUUGGAGAUGCCCAAAUCCAGACUGUGGUAAUACAAAUUUUGCUUGGCGGGAUCAUUGUAAUCUUUGUAAAAGUUCUAAACCAGAAGGAGCAGGUAGCGGAGGAGGCGGUGGUGGUGGUGGCGGCGGUGGCGGUGGUGGAAGAGGAGGCGGUGGUCGCGGUGGUGGUGAUCGUGGUGGUCGUGGUGGUUUCAGAAGUGAUAGAGGUGGUGGACGUGGAGGAGAUAGAGGAGGAAGAGGUGGUGGUUUCCGCGGUGGUGACAGAGGUAGAGGAGGUGGAAGAGGUGGACCAAUGAGAGGAGUGGGAGGACGUGGAGACAGAGACAGAGACCGUCAACGUCCUUAUUAAAUAUCACCCGUAUUCGCAUAAAAAUUCAAAAUAUCAUAUGACAAAUGUCUAUGCAUAUACAUAUUUUCUACAUACUCAUCUCGAGUUGUGUAUGUUAUAUUUCUUAAUGAAAAAAUCAUGUGUUAUUAUACUCCAUCAUUACCAUUCAGUUUUUCUCACACAGUUUUUAUAUUCACAAAACAAGAGGAUGAGGCUAUGUACGUUUUACAUUCAUGCAAAUAAUAACCUUCCAUGUAAAGUUAAUUUUUAAUAAAUAAGACAUUAGUCUAGUAAAUAUAAAAAAAAUAAAUUGCAAAGAAAUGCGUAAGAAAUA